CCACUUGAGUGGACAAGGAAAUAUUUCAGGCUGUUCGGACUCUGCAACAACUAUGGGUAUGUAAUCAUGCUGAGCGCUGCCGAGGAUAUUAUGGACAUACAAAAAGGAGAAAACAUAACAAAAACGACGAGCGACUGUGAAGAUCGAAUCACUUCCCGUCAUUGCACAACGAUCUCAACCGGUGCUGUACUUUUGGCAGACAAUCUCCCUACACUCUUCGUCAAACUCACCUUUCCAUUUUUCAUGCAUCGUAUUCCGUUCGUAUUUCGUCAUGUGCUUAUAUGUCUUCUACAGGCGACGAGUUACUUUGUGGUCGCCUUCUCACAGAAUAUCCCUAUGUCCUUGGCUGGUGUCUGCUUUGCGAGUCUCGGAUCCGGUAUAGGAGAGAUAAGCUAUCUCGCUCUUGCCUCACACUACCCAGCAUUGGCCAUAGCAGCUUGGUCAUCUGGCACUGGUGGAGCUGGUCUGAUAGGCUCAUUUUCGUACGCCUUCCUUACCGAACGAACGAUGGGAAAUUUGCAACCCAAGGACGCUCUUCUGAUCCAACUUUUCAUACCGGUGGUGUUUGCGCUCGCAUAUUUCUUCAUACUUGUUACCCCUGAUGAUGUUUAUACACCUGGACUGCAUCCGAAAACUUGGAUUGUGCCUCGCCAAACUACUUUGGAGGUGUAUAGUUUGCACUUAAAUAUGACCACUAAUCAAUUGCCUUCCAGUUGGCUACCCAGCCUCUUGAUAUUGCCAUUUCAGCCUCUCCUUCAUUUGAUGAUUCCGCUUGCAUUGGUCUACGUCGGAGAAUAUUUAAUAAAUCAAGGAGUGACACAAUUGAUCAUCUUCAACUGCUCUGAAGGUUUCCACCUCACUCUUAACGCUCAGUAUCGGUGGUAUCAAGUGCUCUACCAACUCGGAGUGUUCAUCUCAAGGUCGUCAGUGAGGCUCUUUGAGUUACCAACAUGGUCACUGUUCCUCCUCCCUGUACUGCAGGCGUCCAAUUUUGUAUUCUUCCUGUUUGAAGCCAUCUACUGGUUUACACCGCAUAUAGCUAUUAUUUUCGGGUUGAUCAUUUUCGAAGGGCUCUUGGGAGGAGCCGCUUACGUGAACACAUUCAAUAAAAUCCAUAAAAUGGUCCCACCUGAUAUUCGAGAAUAUUCACUGUCAGUGGCUUCAGUGGGUGAUUCGAUGGGUGUAAACUUUGCCGGCUUCAUGUCCAUACCGCUUCAUAAUUUUGUAUGUCGUCAGCCGAUGCAUCGACACUAA
Haemonchus placei is the source of this 1254-nucleotide messenger RNA. The record is from the annotation of a GenBank genome assembly. Lineage: Eukaryota; Metazoa; Nematoda; Chromadorea; Rhabditida; Trichostrongylidae.